Neohortaea acidophila is the source of this 2697-nucleotide messenger RNA. RefSeq lists its product as uncharacterized. NCBI's taxonomy places the organism in Eukaryota, Fungi, Ascomycota, Dothideomycetes, Mycosphaerellales, Teratosphaeriaceae. The transcript has a single exon. Gene Ontology annotation, molecular function: protein binding. The record is from RefSeq and is a predicted model, not a curated record. The coding region runs from base 177 to 2450 and encodes 757 amino acids.
UUAUGCCGCGCGCUAAGACCGCUUUUGGCAAGCCUGCUGCAAAGAUCGUCAUUGGUGCCUGCCCUGGGCGGGCUGACCUGAUGAAAGCACUUGACCGCGGGCAUAUGAGCGGGAUUACAACUUCACUCGAGAUGGAAUAUUGGACAAGAAGAAUGCCACUGUGCUAGCCUUUCGUCAUGGCGGGUCCGGGCAGCUUCACACAACCUCCCCCUUACACCUUCGCGGCCAUCCAGUCUGCUGUCGCUGGCCCGGCUUCCCACCAGCAAACACCUUCCUCUCACGCCAACUCUUCGCGAGUCUCGACAGCGUCCAAUAACACCUAUGUCAUGGCUCGAUCUCCUGCCAAGAACAGCAGACGACGCACCAUAGAUCCCUAUCUGCCCAAGAUCAUCACCACCGUCGGACAGCGACCGGCCUGCCUAGUCAAUGCCUCAGUCACCUACGUGGGCAACGAAGCAAUAUAUGCCUUUGGCGGGUUCGACCAAUACACCGACGAAGUGUACAAUCAUGUGCUCAAGUUGAACCUUGCAGCCAAGCAGUGGAGUUUGGUCGAUAACUACGGUGACAUCCCCGGCGUGCGCAUGGGACAUACUGCAUGUCUCUGGCAAAGCGACAAGUUACUGGUAUAUGGCGGAGAGAAUGAGCAUCGCAUACACCUCUCGGAUGUCGUCAUAUUCGACAUCAAGACGGCUCAUUGGACGCAGCCAGACAUCAACGGUCCCAUUCCGAGAGGCCGGGCAAGGCAUUCGGCUGUCAUCCACGAUGAUAAGCUGUUCGUCUGCGGGGGUAUGACAGGCAGUGAUAAUGUGGUGCUGGAUGAUAUCUGCUUUCUCGAUCUCAAAACGUGGACAUGGAGCCGUACUUGGAGGUUCGUGGCCCGCUACGAUCACAGCAGCUGGGUGUGGGGAGGGAAGAUUUGGGUGAGCGGAGGAAUGAGCGAGGAAAUGGAACGGUCGAGUGAUGUCUGGUGGCUGGACUUCAGAGGUACUCCGGCAUUUGAAGGCGGGCCAAGCUACGGCAUGGCCGGGUCGGAAGAUGCCCGGAGACUGGGUGAAGGCUACGCCUUUGGACAGCAGACGGCCAUGGGUACCACUGGAUACGCCGCCAACACCAGCAGCGUACAGUCAAACUCAGCGACGCAGAUCCAGCGGACUCCACCACCGGUUGCACCCGGAGCGAUCAGCUCUGUCAAAUUCAUCUCUUCGCCAAAUCUGCCGAUCCAGAAUGUCGGCACUCACUUUCACGUCUUCAGCUCCGGCUGCAUGCUAGACUUUGUCACCCCGGCAACGAACAUGCCCCUCGACACAUCCCUGUCCGCGCUCGACCUGGACUCUCUACGAUGGCAGAAGCUGGCAGACGGCAAAGAUCUCUUCUCCCCGACGUAUCGAUGGCACUACUGCUGCAUGGAUGUGGACGGGACACAUGCCUGGCUGCUAGGAUGUCCGAGGGAAGCGCGAGACGGCGAUGAGACUGAGGAGUACCUGAGCGACGUUUUGCCCAUCGAUCUUCGCAAAUUCGGCCUGCUGGGCAACAAGCUGAGCCAAGAUUCGAGAAAUGAGCCACGACUACCGACGUCUGACAAUCACAUCUCCUCCCAUCUAUCUGCCAUCGGGGCAGACCUCGCGCGGACGUUCAAUCAGCCUCCUGAAUCGGGCGCAGGGACCGACUUUACAAUCACCGCCACACGAACGGAUGACUACGACAUCGAAACCAUGUCUGAAGACGGAUCCCUGGCGGCGACGAACUCGCAGCGAGAAACCGAGUCAAACCAGUCCCCUCCCAUCCACGUUCACCGCCUCAUCCUCAGUGCCAGAUGGCCUCACUUCGCCCGACUCUACAACUCUCAAAUGCAAGAGUUCCACUCGCGUCGCAUGCACAUCCCCGAACCCUACCCGGCCGUCAAGGCCUUUCUCUACUAUCUUUACACCGACAGCAUCUCGAGUCCGCCGGCUGAGAACAACACCAUCGGCGGACCAACACUGGAAGACGUGGCAAACAUGCUCGUGAUGAGCAACAUCUACGACAUGCCGCGACUCCGCCACCUCUGCGUCAAUCGACUGGUGCGCGACCUCGAUGUGCAACAUGCAGCGCUGAUAUUUGAUCGCGCAAGCACGGCGCAGGAAGAUUGGCUCAAAAGACGUGCGGCGAGUUUCUGCAUGACGCACUGGGGUCGUGUGGUGCGAACGGACGGAUUCAGACGUUUGAAGCGCUCUGCCAUGCUGGAGCUUUGCGAGGGUGUUGAUGCAGAGGGCAGAGUGGUGGGAGGGGACGAGUUGGAGGCUGUAGGCGGGCUAGGUGGUGCAAGGUUAGGGAGUGGCAUGCUGUGGGGGAAUGGAAGGAAGAGGGGCCGCGUGGGGAGCACAGCAGGCACGACUGUCGAUGGGGACGAUGGCGAGGCGGACGGGGACGCAGACGAGAACGAGAACGAGGAAGGGAUGGAGAUCACGUGAUUCGAGCGUGCAUUGGGCAGGAGCGGCAUCACGGCGUUGUGCUUGGACACACGGCACAGCGGAGUGGCUAUUGUUCCAGACUUCAUGAUUACGAGCAGAAUGAAUGAGGGUGAUGCACCACCCUGUGGGCUGUGUUGCAGACGUGAACGAUGCUGACGUCCAAUGGCACAUCCGCAUGUCUCUUCCAUCACACUAAGCUUCGACAGCAGCAGGGAAGACCGUUGUAACGACGCCGUCUACUCCGCGG